Triticum turgidum subsp. durum (durum wheat) is the source of this 453-nucleotide messenger RNA. The record is from the annotation of a GenBank genome assembly. Lineage: Eukaryota; Viridiplantae; Streptophyta; Magnoliopsida; Poales; Poaceae.
AUGGCGGGCAUGGGCGAGAUGUCGAUGAGGCCGCGGCCGGGCCCGCCGAUGCACCGCGGCCCGCCUCCCAUGGCGCGCCCCCGCCCCGAACCCAUCGACCGCGAGAAGACCUGCCCUCUCCUGCUGCGGGUUUUCACCAAGGUUGGUGGCCAUCACCUGAAUGAAGAAUUUUCCGAGAGAGGGAAGGAGCCAAAAGAUGAAGUUCAGAUUUACACGUGGAAGGAUGCCACACUCCGGGAGCUCACUGAUCUUGUCAAAGAGGUUGCUCUUCCAGCAAGGAAAAGAAACGCUAGGUUAUCUUUUGCUUUUGUAUACCCGGAUAAGAAUGGUCGUUUUGUUGUCAAACAGGUGGGUUCGACCUUUUCUUAUGGUCAUGGAAGAGGGGAUGAUGCCAAAUCUCUUGGGGACCUUGGCUUCCAGAUAGGUGAUUACUUGAGCGUUUCGAUCAUGUGA